This is a messenger RNA of Dicentrarchus labrax (European seabass), 8981 nucleotides long. RefSeq names its product plexin-B2. NCBI's taxonomy places the organism in Eukaryota, Metazoa, Chordata, Actinopteri, Moronidae. Gene Ontology annotation, molecular function: protein binding; semaphorin receptor activity. The record is from RefSeq and is a predicted model, not a curated record. Gene Ontology annotation, cellular component: semaphorin receptor complex. Bases 664 to 6261 code for a protein of 1865 amino acids. The transcript has 43 exons. Gene Ontology annotation, biological process: regulation of cell shape; semaphorin-plexin signaling pathway involved in axon guidance; positive regulation of axonogenesis.
GAGGAGGAGGAGGAAGAAAAAUCAUCUCGUCCUGAUACUCCCCAGUUUUGUUGCGUAUCGCGCCGUUCACAGCGGAGCUCCCGUCCGCAGACCCCGGCUGGAUGAGUGCGCCUCGCAUUACGCGCUGGAUACAGAAACAACGCACACACACACACACACACACACACACACACACACACACACACACAGUCUCCUGCCAUUAAAACCUACGUGUGUGUGUUGGUGUAGUCAUGAAUUACCUGAGUCGGGCAUGUAGUUAACCGGCUUCCUGGGCGUGGGAAGGACGAAGCACAAGCAGCCUGGCUACUUGUUUCGUCUGCGGGAAUAUUGUUAGUAAAGUUGGGCAGCGACUGCAGCUCCAACCGCUCCCGGUUCACUCACCAGAGCAGUUUUCCUUCACACCAGGAUGUAAAUUUGGGAACUUUUUGGGUUAUUUUCGAAGGACACAGGACGAGUUUUAAUUUUCUAACUUUUGAUAUCUUUGAGGAAUACAGAGAGAGUCACACACGGCCACACAGAGAGAGACAUCAGCGGAAACCCCCAGAGGAGAGGAGAGUGAAGCGCUUCGUGUCAUUACAGUUCAACAGGCCUGAACACUGAACAGGAGAGCGAGGUGGUUGAUGUCACCAGAGAUCAACAGGGCCUGAACACUGAACAGACAUAAUGGAGCGGUGGUGGGCGUGGCAGUUUGCCCUGGUCACCCUGGCAACCACUUACCUCACCCCCUCCCAGGGUAAAAACGUAGAGUUCCCCUCUGACACCCUCAUCAACAACGUGGUGGUCCACCCCCGCACGGGCCGCCUGUACGUCGGCGCCGUCAACUCCCUCUACCAGCUGAGCCCUGACCUUGGGCUCGAGUCCCGCACCGAGACGGGCCCCAAGAGGGACAACCGACAGUGCACGCCGCCCGUCACCGACGCCUGCGAGGAGGCCGUGGACACCGACAACCACAACAAGCUGCUGCUGGUCCACGAGGCUAAGGACGUCCUGGUGGUUUGCGGCAGCGUCUUCAGGGGCAUCUGCUCUCUGAGGAACCUGAGCAACGUGGAGCAGCUGCUGUACUUCAGCGACACCAAAGGAGAGAAGUCGUACGUGGCGAGCGCCGAGGAACGCGUCUCUGUGGUGGGAGUGAUGUCAUACUUCACCAAGGACACUGAUAACUUCACCGUGUUCCUGGUCGGUAAGGGGUACGGCAGCCAUGACAGCACCAAGCUGAUCUCCACCCGCAUCCUCCAGGACUACGGCGACUGGGUGGUUUUCGACAGCAUCAUCGAGGCCUCGGCGGUCCAGGCCAACCCCUUCGUCCUGCGGUACCUCCACGACUUCCGCUUUGCCUUCAAAGACGACGGCUUUGUGUACUUUGUGUUCUCGCGGACGCUCGGCGUUCAGGACACCAAGAACUUCACCUUCAUCUCCAGGAUGUGCGAGGACGAUCAGGGUUAUUUCUCCUACACCGAGCUGCAGCUCAACUGUAGCGCUGAAAACAAGUACAACAAGGCUCAGGCUGCUUAUGUAGCUACACCAGGCAACGUUUUGGCUCAGACUAUGACCAAAUCGGGCAAGUAUGGACAAGUUUCAGCCUCGGACAAGGUGCUGUUUGUCACUUUCACUUCUGAUGAAGACCCAUCUACUUCGGCAAUGUGUAUGUACCCUGUGCGCUCUAUUAAUAAAAGGCUGAUGGAGAUAAUAGAAGCCUGUUACAGCAAGAACGGCGUCAUUAACCAGAGCACUGCUGUCUACUCGCCUUACUCGUCCAAGUCUGAAGAGCUGUGCAGCAGCAAUAAUCAGAAUAACAUAGCCAAAUACAAGUGUGGGGCCGAGUUUCUGCCCUCCCCACUGGCCAGCAAGGCCGAGUUCGCCUUAACAGCGGAGCCCUCAUUGGUCCGUAAGGGUCACCUGACCGCUGUUGCUGUGGCUGUGGAAAUGAGGCACGCUGUGGCGUUCCUGGGCACCGCCACUGGAGAGGUGCUGAAGGUGCAUCUGUCGGCACACCCUGAGGUGUACGGGCGAGCGCCGGGCGAAGUCACGGGAGACAAGGUCAACAAGAACCUGCUGUUCGAUUCCAGCCACCGACACCUGUACAUCACCACAGAGAAAAAGAUCACCAAGGUUCCAGUCCAGGCCUGCCACCUGAAGACGGACUGCCACUCCUGCGUCUCGAUGAAGGAUCCGUAUUGUGGCUGGUGUGUCCUGGAGGGAAGGUGCACCAGGAAGCAGGAGUGCAGCAGGUCGAUGGAACAAAACACCUGGCUGUGGUCCCCCGAUCAGCAGUGUGUUCAGAUCCAGUCCUUCAACCCUCCCAACCUCAGCUGCAAGAAGACGCAGCAGGUUGAUAUCCAUAUACCCAGCCACCCCAGACUGAGGCCUUCCGAUAGGCUGCAGUGUGUUUUCGGCUCUUUCAUCAGUGACGCCGUGAUGGCCUUUGGCAGCCAGGGGCUGAUCACCUGUUCGCUGCCCGACCCCGUGGAAAUCCCACCCACUCCCGACCAGCAAGACUACGUGUCCGUCCCAGUCAAGAUUCUCGUAAACAACCAAAUCGAGGUGACGUCUGGAGAGUAUCACUUCUACAACUGUGCUGCUACCGUCAGGAAGAACCAAAACACACCGUGUAUAGCGUGUGUGACCAGCGAAUGGGGCUGUCAGUGGAACGCUCGGGAUCACAGCUGCAGCGACAGAGACGACGGUGUAGGUGGAGAUCACAUCGUUAAACCACAACAGCGUGACAGUUGUCCUCAGUUUGAGUCUCCGGAGCCGCUGUUAAUCCCCGUAGGCUUUGAAAUCCCCAUCAGCUUCCAGGGUAGAAACCUGGACAUCUACACGGGCCAGAGGUUUGCCAUCGGGACGGAGCUGAUGAAGCACACAGACAAGGAGGUCACGCAGGAGCAGGGGUCGAAGUUUAAAUUCACAGGUUAUGAGUUUGCCUAUGACAAGCAGCAGGAGGUGAACGUAUCCUUCCAUAUCAAAGACAGAGACACUGAGAGGAAGAUUGACAGCACCCUGACAGUGGUGCUGUAUAACUGCUCGGUGGGAAGAGAAGACUGCAGUCUGUGUAAACACGCCGACGCCACGUACCAGUGCGUUUGGUGCGCUGCCUCACGCACCUGUGUUUACCAGGAUCUCUGCCCGUCACCGCAGCCGGCACAGUGCCCUGACCCGGAAAUCACAGACAUCAUCCCUCGCUUCGGCCCUCUGAACGGUCGGAUCUCGGUAACCAUCAGAGGCUCCAACAUGGGAAUAAAGAAGGAAGACAUCAAGAAGAUCACAGUGGCCGGAGUGGACUGUGAUCACCAGGCGGACAGAUACUCCGUCUCUACCAGCGUGGUGUGUGAGAUUGGCCCAGCGAGACGAGUUCCACCGUCUGACCUCCCGUUUGAACCAACCAUGAGUGGACCCGUUCACAUAGAAGUCGAGGGAGGGAGAAAAGGAACAUCUCGGGUCAAUUUCACCUAUCGGGACCCUAAACCAGUCGCCGUAGAGCCAGCGAAGGGUCCGGCAGCCGGAGGAACCAUAAUCACCAUCAAGGGAGAAGACCUGGACACCGCAACUAAAGACGACGUCACCGUCACAGUGGGGGGAUUCCCCUGUGAAGUCCUGUCGUUUGGUAAACGGAUCACUUGCACGACCGGGAAGUAUCGUGGUCAGAAGGUGCCCUCUGAUCCGUUAACGGUGACGGUGAAUUACGGUAGAAACACCACCAAAGACGUCCCAGCAGCAUACCAGUACUCUGAUAACCCCAAGAUCAUAGAUUAUAACCCCAAGGCCAGUUUCCUGUGUGGCGGUCGAAGGAUUGUGGUGGUGGGAAGCGGUUUUGAUCUGAUCCAGAGAGCCACGAUGAAAGUCCUGCCCUUCCCUGACGAGUUUUCACAGAACACCACUCCUGUAGAGUUUGUCCAGGAGGCUCUGAGUAAGAACGACACCGUCCUCCAGUUCGAGUCUCCAGAGGUGAAGUCCCCCUACGACAGCCAGUCCCUCAGGACGGUUCUCUACCUGGACAACAUGAACGAGGAGCUGAAGGGCUUCGACUACCACCCCGACCCCACCUUCAACGACCUCGCCAAGAACGUCAUCACCGAGACCAGCAUUAUCAUCGUCACGGGUCGAGGUUUCUCCAAGGCUAUGACGGCCAAAGAGGCCCAGGCGUUUGUCGGGGACGCCUCCUGUCACGUUAACAUACUGCAGGAUGAUAAAUUGAUCCUGGAGGCUCCUUCGACACAGCCCAAAUCCAGGUCCAAACGCCAGCGCAGGGACACAACCAACGACCUGCUGGAGCUCGUGGUAAAGUUUGGUCACGGUGAGUGGCUGGUGGGUUCAGUCUACUACGCCAGAAAAGACGACAUUCCUCUGGCUAUAAUCAUCCCUGCGGUUAUCAUACCGAUGCUGCUCUUCAUCGCCGUGUCCGUCUACUGCUACAGGAGGAAGAGUCAGCAGGCAGAGCGAGAGUACGAGAAGGUGAAACACCAGCUGGAGAAUCUGGAGGAAAGUGUACGAGAUCGCUGCAAGAAAGAGUUCACAGAUCUGAUGAUUGAAAUGGAGGACCACACCAGUGACCUGAGCGAGGCCCGGAUCCCCUUCCUCGACUACAAAACCUACACCGACCGAAACUUCUUCCUGCCCUCCAAGGACGGCGCCAAUGACACCAUGAUCACAAGAGAAAUCCAAAUCCCAGAAGCCCGCAAGGCGAUCGUGGCUCAGGCGCUCAACCAGUUCUCCAACCUGCUGAACAGUAAACCUUUCCUCAUCAAUUUCAUUCGCACGUUGGAAAGCCGUCCUGACUUCAACGCCCGGUCUCGCGGUUAUUUCGCCUCCCUGCUGACGGUGGCGCUGCACGGAAAACUGGAGUACUACACGGACAUCAUGAGGACGCUGCUGCUGGAGCUGAUGGACGAACACGUGCAGAACAAAAACCCCAAACUCAUGCUCAGGAGGUCAGAGACGGUGGUGGAGAGGAUGCUUUGUAAUUGGAUGUCCAUCUGUCUCUAUCAGUUCCUCCGGGACACGGCAGGAGAGCCUUUGUACAAACUGUUCAAGGCCUUGAAGCACCAGGUUGAGAAGGGACCAGUGGACGCCAAGAUGAAGAAAGCCAAAUACACUCUGAACGACACAGGACUGCUGGGGGACGACGUCGAGUACUCUGUACUGACUCUGCAGGUGCUGGUGCACGGGGAGGGACCAGAUGUGACUCCGGUGAAAGUGUUGAACUGUGACACCAUCUCCCAGGUGAAAGAGAAGAUCAUUGAUCAGGUCUACAGGAACCUGCCGUACUCACAGAGACCAAAGGUGGAGAAUGUUGCACUGGAAUGGCGUCCUGGCUCCACGGGUCAGAUCCUGUCCGACCUCGACCUGACCUCCCAGAAAGAAGGACGCUGGAAGAGACUCAACACUCUGGCUCAUUACAAUGUCCGGGAUAAUGCCACGUUGGUUCUGUCCAGAGUUUUGCACACACAGUCCUUCCACCAGCACCAAGACAGCCACGAAGAGAAAAACUCCCUGCUGGAGGACGACAACACCUUCCACCUGGUCAGGCCGGCAGACGAAAUCGAUGAAGUGAAGUCAAAGAGAGGCAGCAUGAAGGACAAGGCGAUGACCAAAGCCAUCACUGAGAUCUACCUGACCCGGCUGCUGUCUGUCAAGGGCACUUUGCAGCAGUUUGUGGACGAUUUCUUCCGCAGCGUGUUGGGCUCGAGCUCUGUCGUCCCUCCUGCCGUCAAAUACUUCUUCGACUUCUUGGACGAACAGGCGCUGAGACACGACAACGUGGACGAGGAGACGCUGCACAUCUGGAAGACGAACAGCUUGCCUAGUCGGUUCUGGGUGAACAUCCUGAGGAACCCGCACUUCAUGUUCGACGUCCACGUGACGGAGGUGGUGGACGCGUCGCUGCACGUCAUCGCUCAGACCUUCAUGGACGCCUGCACCAAGACGGAGCACAAGCUCAGCAGAGAGUCUCCCAGCAACAAGCUGCUCUAUGCAAAAGAGAUUUCAACGUACAAGAAGAUGGUGGACGAUUACUACAAGGGCAUCAGACAGAUGGUUCCAGUCAGCGACCAGGACAUGAAUACACACCUUGCUGAGGUGUCCCGGCAACACACAGACAAGCUGAACACCCAGGUGGCCUUACAUCAGCUGUACCAGUACGCCAGCAAGUACUAUGAUGUGAUCAUCCAGUCGCUUGAUGAGGACCCAGCAGCCCAGAAUAAACAGCUCACCCUCCGCCUCCAACAGAUCGCUGCCGCCCUGGAGAACAAAGUCACUGACCUUUGACCUCUGAUAUCACGGAGGGGUCAGUGGGGGGAGCUAACGGCUACUAAAACACAGGAUGUUUUCCAUUUAAAGACUCAAAGGAGGACGAGCUCGUGGACUCUACCGAAUGUUUGACCAUAUAAGGACUGAAGAGGGAGGGGCUAGUGGAGCUACAGGAAGCUGUUAACCACAUAAGGACUGAAGGGGGGUGAGGAAGGGAGAUUUUAGACAAAUGAAGUGUUAAAAUAUGCCCAGAGUGGUGGACACUGAAGCGCUGAUAUCCGCUACACUUGUAUGGCUUACUUCCACUUGGCAUCCCGAAACAAAUACCAAGGAGGUAUUGCAAAAUGGCGACCAUAAUAUGGCUGCACAUGGGAGCUUUGUGAAAUCAAAGGGUUAUUUUUUUAAAGGUAGCUAGGGCGUUCGGUCUGUGUAAUUCUCGGAUCAAGCUGUUUCUGUGUUUUGGCUUCUAAAUUUUAAUUUUUUCCAUAUAACAAGUGAUGAAGAAAGUGUCACACAAGGAAUGAAGAUUGAAGAUUUUUGGAUAAUUGAAGAAUAUGAUUGAAGUAAUGUGACAUUACCAAAUAUUUUUCUUUUUGCUGCCCUUUUGGAAGUUUUCAUUGGAAGUACGGCUGCUCCAGGACGCUUUGUGACCUUAUCAUAUUACAGCGAAAGUCUAUGAACUGUGGAUGUAAGGUGAUUUUUGUCUCGUAACUCCUGAUCUGAGGUCAGUUUUUCUGUCUCCAUACUAAAUUGUAGCCAGGAAAUCUGAUCUCUUGUCAGCAACAGGGAGCGGUUUGUCAUCCUAUAGCGUGAAAAUGCCCGGAAGAACCUUCAAGUGCGCUCAAAUAAUAAUCAACCAAUGAAAACCCACUAUGGUACGCACCACUGGCCAAUUUAGGGUCAUGGUUUGUCUUGAUGGCACAACUGAGGAGAGUGAAUUCAGGGUACGAUGAGUUGAAUUAAGUCCAAAAAUCAAACUUGCAACAUAGACUUUUCUUGUAUCACGGCCAAAUGUUGUUUUUCAUAUCAGAUUAGCUGCAGUAUGUGUUUCUAUGCUGAUGACACUGUGCUGGUGACUCGAAUCAUUGCCGAAUAAUUUCAUUCAGUUUAGUUUGUUUAUUAUUAUUCUUUGUAUGCAGGCUUUAAGCAUAGGCUUUGCAUUUCCAUAUACAACAUGACAUGUAUCUUUUUAAUGGACUGAUACAGUGCCACUUAGUUUUUCUGUAAAGUGUUAAUCGGGGUGGUCCAUACAUAAUGUCAUAUCCUGUGCGUAAGUGUGUGUGAGUGUGUUAAUAGUUACCGAUGCCGUUGCCGCUCUGUUGCUGAGGACCAGCUUGUUUUUACUUUCUGUGAAAAAUCAUGACUGCCUAAUCAUGUGCUCUAAACAGCCAAACACUUUUAUUGUUAAGUCUGAUUUGUUUUGUUUUUUUUUAAUUUCACGUCUUUUGCAAUACUCCCUUCGUAUAUAAUGCUGCAUUUUGUUUCUGUUUAACUGCACACGUAAGAGGAAAUUACUUAAGUGUCUUCUGAAGACAGGGUACCCACAGAUCCUUUAAAAAGGCUUAAAAUGAAUCUAAAAUUAAGGUGUUGUUAAAUCCAGUUAUUGUAAGUCCCAUUUGCAGAUACAUGCAUCCAAUGCAACAGCACUACUACACAGUUUGACUUCUAUUUACUUGAUUUCACCAGGUUAUUGCAGUCGGUAUCAGUGCUGCUAUCCAAGGUGUACAUACAUUUAAAACACACAGCCAACCAUCUUGAUGUCUCCUAACAAUUAAUAGUCUUAUUCCUAUUAACUAUGGAAGAUUUAUAAAGCAUAAAAACAAAGAAAUAAACCACAAUAAACAUUAUAAAUACACAGGAUUCUUUCAUCACACAUAGACACGAUAAGCAAAAAGUCAAAUAUUUUUUCACAUAACAUUUUGUUUUUGUAUUUUUGUGCAAAAUAAUUGUGACGCAGCACCUGCAGAGACUUGGAUAUGUGCCUCCUAAUGAUUGCCUCCUCCGUAUUCUCCCCAUUAAAUGUUUCGUAAUGUUCUUGAGGUUUUCUUUAACCAGAAAUAGGCUUUUUCCUGCUCAAACUCUCUUAAAAAAAUAUUUCAAGAAUUUUUUUAACAAUCCAUAAAGCAGAGUGAGGGAAUAUACAUAUAUAUGUCAUGUCAAUUUUUAAUUAGAGAAAUAUGAAGAAAUACAUAAACCAUAUGAUCGUUUCUAUUACCAACCGCUCUGUAAGUGAGUGACUUGAGGACCAAGUUAUUAGAAGAUCUUGAACAGUUUUGCGUUUAAGUGCCGUUACACCACUGAAGUGUAAAUGAACUCAUUUAUCUUCUCCUAUGCUACGUAUUAAUCAUCGUCACCAUAGAGUCAUCACAUAUCUACAUUAUUCUUUGCCUUCUAAGCCCAGACGACGUGCUUUAUGUAGUGCUCGAGUUAUAAUCAAAGAUUAAAUAUGCAGUUUGUAAGUGGGAUGAUGAACCCCCUCACCCUCUGGGAAAGAAGGAUUUUCUUUGUUUUUUGUUUUUGGGGGUGUUUUUCUUUGUGUGUGAAGUUUGGAUUUAUUGAUUCCUCUGAGGUUUCAAUUCUUACAAACUGCAUGUUUAAAUUCUGAAGCAAUACGACCUCACGGCUGGUGCUGUAUCUUUGUACUCCGACUCCUUAAGCUGCGGAUGGACACACUGCAAGGUUCUUGGCACCACAUGACCUCCAGAUACAAAGACUGAAAUAAAUACAUCUUAGCUUUU